AUGGGCCACUCUGAGGCUGCCGAGAAGACAUCUGCGCUCAGCAUGGGCCCCGACGAUUCCGCCGGCAGCGCCGAGUCGGUGCGCGGCGCCCAGACGGAGCUGACCGAGAAGUCCGGCUGGAUGCAGCGCGUGGCGCAGUUUGGACGCGUCCAGGACGGCGCGCCCGAGCCGGCCAACAAGACCUGGCUUCAGAAGCUGGCCUCGUUUGGCCGCGUCGAGGUCAAUGGCGUCACGCCCAUCCCGCUGGAAGAGCGCACCGUCACCAAGACGGUCAACAUCUUCACUCUGUGGGCCUGCAUGAACGCGAAUAUGCUGCCAAUCUCAUCUGGCAUGCUGGGCCCGUCGUACGGCCUCUCCAUCCGCGACUCGUCCCUCGUCAUCCUCUUCUUCACUCUCCUCACCGCCGUCCUGCCGGCCUAUUGUUCUACUCUCGGCCCCAAGACCGGCAUGCGACAGAUGAUCCUCGCCCGCUUCUCCUUUGGCCGCUACCUCGUCGCCGUGCCCGUGCUGCUUAACCUGGCCACCCUCACCGGCUUCUGUGUCAUCAUGGUUGCCAUCGGCGGCCAGUGCCUCUCAGCCGCCGGCAACGGCGACCUCAGCCCCGAUGUCGGCAUCGUCAUUGUGGCCAUCCUCGCCCUCGUCAUCUCCUUCUGCGGCUUCCGCGUCCUGCACGUGUACGAAAAGUACGCCUGGGCCCCGGCCCUGAUCUCCAUCAUCAUCGCCGUCGGCUGCGGCGGUUCCGACCUCAAGAAGCAGUCCGUUGCCGAGCCUUCGACAGCUUACGGAGUGCUCUCUUUCGGCAUGAUCGUCGCCUCCUACAUGAUCCCCUGGGCUUGUCUGGCCUCCGACUUCACCACCUACCUCCAGCCCCAGACGAGCUCCCAUCUGAUCUUCUGGUACUCAUACGCCGGCUGCGUCAUCCCCACCGUCUUGCUCAUGGUUCUCGGCGCUGCCAUGCAGGGCGCCGUCGCCAACGUGCCCUCCUGGACUGAGGGCUACGACCAGAACAAUGUCGGUGGCGUCAUGGCUGCUAUGAUGGGCAGCACCCAUCGCUUCGGCAAGUUCGUCACCGUCGUGCUCGCCUUCUCGCUGCUCGGCAACAUCGCUGCCACCAGCUACUCCAUCACCCUCAACUUCCAAAUCCUCAUCCCCAUCCUCAAGAAGGUCCCCCGCUACUUCUUUGCCAUUCUCCUCACUGCCAUCGUCAUCCCCGUCGGCAUUGUGGCUGCCUCUAGCUUCUUCGACAGUCUCCAGAACUUCAUCUCUAUCAUCGGCUAUUGGGCUGCUGCCUUUGUCGCCAUCAUGCUGACCGAGCACGUCGUCUUCCGUCGCUGCGAUUGCUCGCGCUACGAUAUCGACGCCUGGGACACUUCUAGUCUUCUUCCUCCCGGUAUUGCUGCGCUUUCGGCCGGCGUCUGCUCUUUUGGCCUGGUCAUUCCUGCUAUGUCCCAGAUCUGGUACACAGGCCCUAUUGCUGAGACAACUGGUGAUCUUGGCUUUGAGUUUGCCUUUGUCCUCAGCUCGUUACUAUAUGUGCCGUUCCGGCUGAUUGAACAAAGGGUUUCCGGCCGUUAA
This is a messenger RNA of Grosmannia clavigera kw1407, 1575 nucleotides long. Its product is annotated as cytosine-purine permease. NCBI's taxonomy places the organism in Eukaryota, Fungi, Ascomycota, Sordariomycetes, Ophiostomatales, Ophiostomataceae. Gene Ontology annotation, molecular function: transmembrane transporter activity. The record is from RefSeq and is a predicted model, not a curated record. Gene Ontology annotation, cellular component: plasma membrane. The transcript is spliced from 2 exons. Gene Ontology annotation, biological process: transmembrane transport. Bases 1 to 1575 code for a protein of 524 amino acids.